UGAUAGCGAUGUCUGAUAGGUUGAGAUUACAUAACAUGAGCGUGUAGUAAUAGUUGUUAAUAUUUUAUAAGUAACGAAAGGCAUAAGACGUCGUGUGAUUUUAAUUAUAGUACAGGCAUAGCGCCGAUAUUGGUUUAGCUUGGGGUAUAUACGUGACAUGAGGUUGUUUGCCUGAAAUUUUAGGUUUGAACCGACGGUUUGCGAGUUGGACGUCACAAACGGUUAUUGUGAAUGCCGACGCGAAAUGCGGUCAACAAACAAUCGGUUCUCGCGAUGCCUUUUGUGCGUGGACCGUGGAAUAUAACUAGGUUAUGCUUUUGUGAAUGGAUCGUGGCUGUAAAAGAGACAGCACGACAAGACACGCCGGGUUAGAAAUAGUUGGCGAACGGUUAGUGCGCGCGGCGAUUCAAAAGCGAGGCGAGAAACGUGAAUGGGAUUGUCGUUGUUCAAUAUGAAUAAGAACACAAGAGACGGAAAGCAUCAUAAAGCAAAGCAAGCUAAGGCGAUGACAGCCAGCUUAACUCUUGAGGAAUAUCUCAACUACUUCCUCUGUCCUGGUGAGAAACAACAGAAUGAAAAAGCAAAAGGUUGCCUUCUCGUGGCAACUGUUUACCAAUCGGAGAAAAGCGGAUCCGAAAACAUGAUCUAUGCAAGGAAGAUAAUUGGUGGGAAAAGUUUGGACCCGUUCAACUGCUUCACCAAAGAUAUGACAGGAGGCCACAGGGAAGGUGGGUUGGUGGAUCAUUCAUCAGUUACAGUUGAACUGAUGUCAAGCAGAAGUCCAAGCAAUGCAGGAGCUGAACAACUUCAAGGGUUUCUUGAAUACUGUAAGAAGCAUUCAAUUAAAGUGAAUAUCAAUUUCUCAUUCGUGCAACCAUUUUCAUGGGACAACAAGUUUAACAGAGAAGGUUUGCAUAAUCUUUAUGAAAAAGGAGUCAAACUGAAAAUUCUGAGUUUUCAACAAGUAAUCAACUGCAUGAUGGGUGACCUCAGUGACAGUCUGGAGUCCCUAGAUCAACUUGAAACUUGUCGGGGAACACUGACCCUUGAUGCGCAAACACUUAGGCGAGCAAUUUCAAACUUUCAAGAUGUGUUAGUUGUAGAUAACGAUGGUUAUUACAAUGAACACAACAGAAGACUGCAGGAAAUAUUAGGCUAUCAGAAUGGAGUAGCAAUCCAGAAAGCAAGUCAACAAGAAGAAAUGACCGGCUUUUCUCUCAACACUUACAGGGAUUAUUUUCUUUUACAAAAUUCUGACGAAAUUUGGGCCAAAUUUAAAGUCAACUUAAGGAAACAAGGAGAAGGAAUUACACAGGAAGAAUCUUUAUUUGAGAAGGUUUACUCCAUGGAAGGUAGUGAGAAUAAUGGCAAAUCUAAUCAAAACAAAGUUCAUCUUAUGGCAAAUCACUUGUGGAAAUUGGUUGGGGAUAACGUGACUCUUCAUGAAUUAGCGAAUCACAGAGAGAUCGUGAUACAGAUUAUGGUCGUCAUUAGUGAGUACCCGGAUCGCAUGGGAUUCUGUGCAUCUCUGCGAAGAUUACAACAUGAUCUGAUGGAGAGAAUACAGGAUGCAGGAUUGCAAAGAGUUCGAGUUGAAUCUUCUAUUAGAUAUGCAAUGGAUGAGUCAGCAACUGUUUCUCCAAAUUCAUCCAUAGCUUCCCCGUCAUCAUUACAUGAAGAGGAUGGAACACACACCACUGCCGAGUGCAUGCAUCUUCAAGAUAUCCUCCUUGACAUGCUAGAGGAUGUGGAGGACAACUUCAAGCUGCUUGGGAGGUUGGAGUACGAUGGGAGAGCAGUAGUAAGGUUGGAUAAAUCGGCCCUUUCUUCUGCCCUUGGAUUGGUGAACAAAGCAAUCAGAAUACACAUUGAUGGCACAGAGCAUUCAAUGAAUGGGAACUUUGACGACAGAUAUGCAGAAGCUGCAAACUUAGCUUUAUAAUAGAAGUUGUUUUAGAAUUUUACCAAAUAGGGUCUGUUUUAUUAUUUUUUAAACCUAUACAGACAACCAAAGUUUUGCAUAAAAAAGGGAAUUUGUAAAAUGAUGCAUUUGUAACUGCGCCGUGUUUAUUCUUUUACAAUGUUUAUUUCAGCGUGUUUAGAACUGUUGUGUCACUUUAUACUUCCACUUUUGUAAUAUUUGUAAGAAUUUCUUCCUUUACCAACACACAUUAUCCAUUAUCAUUUUUAAAUACGCACUUAAUAAAAUUCACCAACACAUUG
Molecule: messenger RNA, 2223 nt
Organism: Ciona intestinalis (vase tunicate)
Lineage: Eukaryota; Metazoa; Chordata; Ascidiacea; Phlebobranchia; Cionidae
Source: RefSeq, a predicted model, not a curated record